This is a messenger RNA of Dunckerocampus dactyliophorus (ringed pipefish), 1417 nucleotides long. RefSeq names its product phosphoglycerate mutase 1. The record is from RefSeq and is a predicted model, not a curated record. NCBI's taxonomy places the organism in Eukaryota, Metazoa, Chordata, Actinopteri, Syngnathiformes, Syngnathidae. Bases 256 to 1020 code for a protein of 254 amino acids. The transcript is spliced from 4 exons. Gene Ontology annotation, biological process: glycolytic process. Gene Ontology annotation, molecular function: intramolecular phosphotransferase activity.
UUUAAUUGGUCAGAAAAACCAACAGGAAGAGCGGAACAGACCGCUAGUGCGCACACUGUCAAGUUCAGACAGAUACAUCCAGAACUAUCGCUUCAGCUUUCGUCAGUCACCAAAAUCGUGUGCCUACUUGUCUGCAGGCGUUUCCACGUUUGCAGUCAUCUUCAGACAACCUCGCGGACGUCGUUGCAAUAUUUAAAUAAGAGUCAUUUGCACCGAAGUUUCCGGAAAUACAACACAGAGGGCAUCGGUGUGGCAAUGGCAGCGUACAAACUAGUCCUGAUCCGCCAUGGAGAGAGCUGCUGGAACCAGGAGAACCGCUUUUGUGGGUGGUUCGACGCGGAUUUAAGUGAGACAGGAGAACAGGAGGCCAAGAGAGGAGGACAGGCCUUAAAAGAUGCUGGCUAUGAGUUUGACAUUUGCUACACAUCCGUUCUCAAGAGGGCCAUCCGCACUCUGUGGUUUGUUCUGGACAGCAUCGACCAGAUGUGGCUGCCGGUCCACCGGACCUGGCGCCUCAAUGAGCGCCACUACGGUGGCCUGACCGGGCUGAACAAGGCUGAAACAGCAGCUAAACAUGGAGAGGCCCAGGUCAAGAUCUGGAGGCGCUCUUUUGACAUUCCUCCCCCACCCAUGGAUGAGGGGCAUGACUUCUAUCAGACCAUAAGCAAGGACCGACGUUAUGCUGAUCUGACAGAGGAGCAGCUUCCAACCUGUGAGAGCCUGAAGGACACCAUUGCAAGAGCUCUACCCUUUUGGAAUGACGAGAUUGUUCCACAGAUCAAAGAAGGGAGGAGGGUGCUGAUUGCUGCCCAUGGCAACAGUCUCCGUGGCAUUGUCAAGCACCUUGAGGGUAUGUCUGAGGAGGCCAUCAUGGAGCUGAACCUGCCUACAGGUAUCCCCAUCGUGUAUGAGUUGGACAAAAACCUGAAACCCAUAGGAAGCAUGCAGUUUCUGGGUGAUGAAGAGACCGUACAGAAGGCCAUGGCAGCUGUGGCUGCUCAGGGCAAGGUCAAGAAAUAAACUCCACUCCCAAGAGUGGGAUGGUGUUCCCAUCAAUCCCAUGCUGUGUAGUUAAAAAAAUAACUAGUCUACAGGCCAGUUAGUGUUGUCAUCAUCACAGACUUCACACAUGCGCACACACACUGUGCACUUUUUUUUAAGUUUUCAGUCGUAUGCAUCUUUAAGUCAGUCAUAGACUUUGAGGUCGGAUUUGAAUCAUCUAUAUUUUUGGACAUAACAAGAUUUUAGAGAAUGAGUAUUCAUGAUGUAUGUAUUGACCAAAAUGUUAAUCCAGGACCUUUAACAUGUGAGUGUGUAUAGCUUACCAUAUAUUGUAACACUGGUGGUAAAAGACCAAGAUGAUUAACUAUGUAUUUUCUUUUGCUGUGACACUGAACAUAAUAAAUUCCACAAGCUA